Molecule: messenger RNA, 4364 nt
Organism: Lethenteron reissneri (Far Eastern brook lamprey)
Lineage: Eukaryota; Metazoa; Chordata; Hyperoartia; Petromyzontiformes; Petromyzontidae
Gene: CCP110
Product: centriolar coiled-coil protein 110
Biological process (GO): negative regulation of centriole elongation; centrosome duplication; centriole replication
Cellular component (GO): centriole
Source: RefSeq, a predicted model, not a curated record
GAGAGAGAGACGUGGAGAGACAGGGGAGUGGGAGAGAGACAGGGGAGUGGGAGAGAGACAGGGGAGUGGGAGAGAGACAGGGGAGUGGGAGAGAGACAGGGGAGUGGGAGAGAGACAGGGGAGUGGGAGAGAGACAGGGGAGUGGGAGAGAGACAGGGGAGAGUGGCAGAGAGAGACGUGGAGAGACAGGGGAGUGGGAGAGAGACAGGGGAGAGUGGCAGAGAGAGAGAGAGACGUGGAGAGACAGGGGAGUGGGAGAGUGGACAGGGGAGAGUGGCAGAGAGAGAGAGAGACGUGGAGAGACAGGGGAGUGGGAGAGAGACGGGGAGAGUGGCAGUGAGAGACGGAGACAGGGGAGUGGGAGAGUGGACAGGGGAGUGGGAGAGAGACGGGGAGAGUGGACAGGGGAGUGGGAGAGUGGACAGGGGAGUGGGAGAGAGACGGGGAGAGUGGACAGGGGAGUGGGAGAGUGGACAGGGAAGGGUGCACGGGAGAGUGGCAGAGAUACAGGGGAGUGGGGAGUGGAGUGGGGGAGUGGCAGAGAGAGAGAGACAGGGAGAGAGAGACAGGGAUAGUGGAAGGGAGAGAGACAGGGAGAGACAGGGCGAGAGGAAGGGAAUCAACGGGGGGGGGGGACCCAGGAUCUGAGACCAGGGGACCCCUGAGUAUCCAGCACAAGGGAGCUGGAGAAUAAAACCAAGUGGAGGGGAUAGGAGUCGAGCUGAGACACAGGGACGCAGAACCACCUCCGAUUAGCGCGGUUGGCUACGUACGGUGCGAAAGAAGUUGAGCACACAUCACGUACAUACAGAGGAAUUGUGCACCGAGACCAACGAAACCAGGGAGAGAGAGAGAGAGAGAGGACGAAGGGAGCCAAGAUCCAGAGGGAGAAAGCGAAUCAGUAAUCGAGAGAAACCUUCUGCUUUGGGUGGCUGCCCAGAGCUAAGAGACAACGAGAUUUAGACCAAAGGACCUCAGGUCCAGGAACCAAGACCCAGGGGUAGGGGACCCGGGGAGAGAGGACCAAGGAGGAGGAGAAGAGACGCAAGAAGCAGGUGUUUGGGAGAGAGUAAGGGGAGGAUAUCGUCGUGGACAAUGGGUGCAGGAUUUAGGAUUUACUGGCCAAGAAACGUAGGGAUUUAGGAUCAGGAUUUAGGAUCAGGAUUUAGGAUCCCCAUUGGGACGCCUGCCUCACGACCUCGUGUGAGGAGGGCUCUGGGAAGAGGAGAGAGAUCGGAGUGGCUGCCACGUGGAGGCUGGAUUCAGGGGGUGGAAGUGCGACUUGGCAGGCUGAGGCUUGGGCAGAGAGGAGGGUGGGUGGCGAUGCUGUCCGACCGGGACGAGCCAGAGAGCCUCAGGACGACGUGAAGAGGGUCCCCGGGCCGCCUGAAGCCCCGAGGAGGCAGCGAGUGUGUGGGGCAGUUUGCAUCAUGGAGAGCUACGAGGAGUUUGUAAGCCAAGCCCUGGCCAGGAUCUCCUUCCAAGCGCCGUACGACCCGGUAGAGAGGUGUCUCGGAGAAUGGCAUCCAAAUCCAACGAAAUCGACCGUACAAUUCCUGGGGAUUCCCAUUCUGCCCCCGCUGCUGAGUUCAGAAAGCAGGCAGACCAUGCGGCACCUUCGAGCUUCGGCCCUCGGCGUUCAGAGACGCAAAACGCGCGAUCAGCGGUCGCCCGGGGAGAACGUGUGCAGGUGUUUCAUCUCCGCCAAGGAGAAUGUCAAAUCGCACACGAGUAGCCAUUCAAACGACGUGGCUUGUGCCAAAAACGACGAACGAGCAUCGCACACAGAAGACAGAUUGCACACGCACGUCGAUGAUGAAGAGAAGGAGUCACCUGUGAAGGAAACGUUGCAACAGAGCCACAGAAAACAAAAUAAAGAUGAGCACCACGACACCUCACCCGCUGAGAUCAAACUUAGUUUGAGCCAUGAGGAGUCAAAGGACAGAAGGUUAAAACCCACCCAGGACUCGGCCACCGCACGCAACAGCAACUACAACAAAAGCAGUAGAGGAAACAAAGUCGGCAGCAGCAACAGCAACAUCAGCAGCAGCACCACUGCAAAUUCACAACACAGUUUAAGGCGGCCUCAAACCAUAUCAUUUGCCAAGAACUGGACAUGCGAGCCUGGUCGCUCAAACUCGGAGGAGGGGCCGCCCCCGAACAAGCGCAGUGCCUCGCGCUUGAACUCCAGCUCUAGCAGCAGUGGCUCCAGCAGCUCCUACAGCUGCCUGCCGAGCCCCAAGAUGAGUGCCAGCCCCCCUCAUGCCCUCGCGAGUCGUCCGGGCAAGGGCAAGGCGCCGCACAGAGACCGCUUCUCUCCGCUGAACUGCUCGUACAAUGUGGACGAGCCGUCGCCUGUGCUGCUAGCCAGCCGCUUGCGGGAGGUGGCGGGCGAUGGAGAAUUGGGGCGGCCCAGCUCCUGCCAAUCUUGCUCGGAUGCAGAGGUGAAACGCAGGCUGGAGUUUGGCGGCAAUGAUGGUAAUGGUAUCGGUGGUGGCCGGUCGCCAGUGACCCAACACAGCAAUGGGAAUGCACGCGCCCCGCCAACGCAAAUAACGCCCAGAUCAGAGAAGGUCACGUGCACUGCGACCCCACCGUGGCAGCAGGAAUCGCCGGGCGCGUGGCCUCACUCGCAGGGAGACCCCACGCACUCCUCGGCGAGGCUGGAGCCUCCUCCGACCUUCAGGGCCCUCCUGGCCAGGGCCGCCGACAGCCCCGGCUUGCGCCGAGCGAUUGAGGUCGUCACGGCCGUCGGGAAAGGAUUCCUGACGCGGAGACUCAUGCGGACAGAGAAGCUGCAGCACCUGAAGCAGACCGUGCUGGAUACGACGCAACUUCUGCAGUCGGUGCAGAGGGAAAGCCGGAUGAAGAACGGCAUCCUCUCCUCCCAAGACGUCACCCUGGAAACCAGACUCAAUGCCCAGCUCCGAGCAGCACUCAUGGACAUACACGAGAUCUUCCACGGCGCUCCUGGGUUCGUGAGAGCGCGCAUUUUGCACAGGGACCGUGAGCUGCAGAAGGAGAGGAGGCUCAGGGAAUUGGAAAAGGCCAAAGGUCAACUCAACAAGGGGCCAGCCUCGCAGAGGCCACUCGAGAGAAGCCGCCAACAGACGAAACCUGUUGCGAGCAGACCUACGAAACCCGCCACUGCCAAUCAACAAAAGGUGGUCCGGGGAAGAAGUGGAGAAGGGAGACCAAAGACGGGCAUUUCCAGAAUGCGCAACUUCGUUUACUGAAACUCAUCUCGCACCGCAUACCUCCCUUGAGUCUGGAUACAGACAUUGCGGUAAUAGCGAAGGCACGACACCAUCAGCCUGUUUACAACACAAGACGGCAUAGGUGUAAAUGCAACACAUCUCAAUAUUCUGUACAGAAACAGAGGACAUGUUUUUUAGAGGGAAGAAAAUCGGCCAUAGGCAGAAGAAAAACAAGGCACCGAGCUUGAACUUGAAUGGGGGCAGGCAGUUGAUACCACAAUAAACUUCAGGGAGUUCCAGACGAUGGGCACAACGGAGAGAAUAAGCGACUUCCAACUGAGUGAAUGUUGACUGGGGACUUCGACAGAAAACUUUGACACUCGAACCAUCACCGAGCACCACAGACUGCGUGCCCAUAGGACGUCUACAUGGCUUUAGGCCAGCUGCUCAAAGAGAAUGCACAUUUUGUUGGCCGUGCAGGCCCGUUGCCACGUUCACCUUUCAGCUAAACGAGAGUACUCACUCUCAUGCGGCAAUCCCUCCACGCACACAAACACCGCAUCGGUGAGUUUAACACGUAGGCUUUCGCGAUCAAUAUUAUUCAUGAAGGUUUUUGGGUUAAAUUGCGUAAAUGUCGUAAAUCUUGUCGGUUGACUCUCCAACACAUUAGUGUGUUAAAGUAGCAAUUGGCACGUUUUGUUCAGGUGACAAAGCAUACUAAUUGGCUGUCGGGUGGUGGUGGUUUACCGACACAUUUACGCGGUCUAACCUAAAAACCUUUAUGGACAACAUCGCUUGCGUCAACCUAAAAAAUGCAGAACCUCUGCAGCGCAGCGAGAAUCAACAGACGUUUGUAUUUUCAGCAGCACCAGUAAAUAACAUGGGUAAUACGGGUACAUGUACAUAUUUUGUAUUUUAUUCACACAGCCUCAAUUCGUGUCGAUUCCGUUCGAAGCACCUUCAUCCUUGAGAAUUGCUAUCAUUAUGCAAGGGCACCGUGCCAGUUUCUGAUUCCUUGUAAAGCAACAAAAUGCUGUUGCAUUGUGCCCACCCAAAACUGGAGCGCUGCCUUUAGCUCCAAAGCCAAAAUGUGUGCCUGUUGUGUUUAUCAACUAGAUUACCAUCCCUGAUGUGAACGUAGAUUAAAAAUAAAAAUAUUUAUUACAG